AUGCCUCUAUCCAAGCCUCUAUCCUUCAAGGUCAACGCCGCUCUGUUCGAUGUCGACGGAACCAUCAUCAUCUCGCAGCCCGCCAUUGCCGCGUUCUGGAGAGACUUCGGCAAGGACAAGCCAUACUUCGACGCCGAGCACGUGAUCCACGAGUCGCACGGCUGGAGAACCUACGACGCCAUCGCCAAGUUCGCGCCAGACUUCGCCGACGAGGACUACGCGACCCAGCUGGAGGCCGAGAUCCCAGAGAAGUACGGUGAGCACUCCAUCGAGGUGCCAGGCGCCGUCAAGCUGUGCAACGACCUGAACGCGCUGCCAAAGGAGAAGUGGGCCGUGGCCACCUCCGGUACCCGUCCUAUGGCCUCCAAGUGGUUCGAGCACUUGGGCAUCGCCAAGCCAAAGUACUUCAUUACCGCCAACGACGUCAAGCAGGGCAAGCCUUUCCCAGAGCCUUACAUCAAGGGCAGAGACGGCCUGGGCUUCCCUAUCAACGAGAAGGACCCCUCCAAGUCCAAGGUCAUCGUCUUCGAGGACGCCCCAGCCGGUAUCGCCGCCGGUAAAGCCGCCGGCUGCAAGAUCGUCGGUAUCGCCACCACCUUCGACCUCGACUUCCUGAAGGAGAAGGGUUGCGACAUCAUUGUCAAGAACCACGAGUCCAUCAGAGUCGGCGGUUACGACCCAAAGACCGACGAGGUCGAGUUCAUCUUUGACGACUACCUGUACGCCAAGGACGACUUGUUGCAAUGGUAA
Messenger RNA from Lachancea thermotolerans CBS 6340, 750 nucleotides. Its product is annotated as HAD family hydrolase. Bases 1 to 750 code for a protein of 249 amino acids. The transcript has a single exon. Gene Ontology annotation, molecular function: sn-glycerol 1-phosphatase activity; beta-phosphoglucomutase activity. Gene Ontology annotation, biological process: glycerol biosynthetic process; response to osmotic stress. The record is from RefSeq and is a predicted model, not a curated record. NCBI's taxonomy places the organism in Eukaryota, Fungi, Ascomycota, Saccharomycetes, Saccharomycetales, Saccharomycetaceae.